UUACUCGUGCUCAUGAGUUUUCUGGUCAUGCUGUUCGUCGCUUAAACAAAAACGCGCCCUCUACUCCAGCUAGCCUAUAGAAAAAAUCCAAUAAAACCGGCUUCAAGAGGAAAGGCGGGCGACCAGGAUUUGGAUUUUGUGCAUUAGCUAAAUACAAACUUGUUUAAGCGUUUUAAAUUUAGAAAAUAUCUGGGAUUGCCCGGUGAGAGGCCCCUUCAGAAGCUGACCCAUCUGUCUGAAAAUCAGGAAGACUCCAUGUUGACCCUGUCGCAAAAAAGAAACUUGAAGAAGAGGGCCUCCUUUCAGGAGAGCGUCGACAAUGAGAACACCCCUCAGGGUCUGAUCCAGCACUGCUCCCCCCUUCACAAACACCCCUGCGUCACCGCCAAGGGCAAGGAGAAUGAGGUGCAGUUUGUCCUGGCCAAGAGGCCACGGAGACGGAGGGAGUCCACAGGACUGUCCUGGGACAGUCUCCCUGAUGAGCUUCUGCUGGGGAUCCUGGCGUGCCUCCCGCUCCAGGACCUCUUGGCGACGUCUCGAGUCUGCAAGCGGUGGCACCGUUUGGCGUUCGACGAGUCGCUGUGGCACAGCGUGGACCUGGCGGGGAAGGCCCAGGUGGACGCGGCGCUGCGGCAGGUGCUCCCGGCCGGCGCGGUGGGGCUCCGCUGCCCCCGGGCCUGCAUCGGGGAGCCCGCCUUGGCGAACGCGCGGCGCCUGCGCGUCCAGCACAUGGACCUGUCGAGCUGCAUCGUCAGCACCCCGGUUUUAGAAGACAUCCUGUCCCGUUGCCAGCAGCUACGGGACCUCAGCCUGGAGGGGCUGGUGCUGUCAGACAGUAUCAUGCAAUCGCUGUCCCAGAAUGCCGAGCUGGCGAGGCUCAAUCUGUGCGGCUGCUCAGGAGUAUCGCCCCAGUCCGUCCGGGACAUGCUCCAGUGCUGCAGGAGGCUGGAGGAGCUCAACGUGUCUUGGUGUGACUUCGACAGCAGUCACGUGAAGGCCGUUGUUGAAAAUAUUCCCUCCAGUGUUACCCAGCUGAACAUCAGCGGCUACAGACAGAAUUUCACAAUGGAAGACCUGAAAGCACUGGUGGCACGAUGUCCGGACCUCACACAUCUAGAUUUAAGCGACAGCGUUCAGGUGACGGCAGACAGCUUCCCCGUCCUGCGGCAGCUCUCCUCCCUGAAGGACCUGGCCCUGAGCCGCUGCUACCAGAUCCAGCCGGCCGCGCUGACGUGUCUGGAGAAGCUUCCGGAGCUGAAGACCCUGGAGGUGUUCGGCCUGGUGCCAGGCAGCUACAUGCCCGUCCUGAGCGAGGGCCUGCCGCACGUGCAGAUCAACACCCGCUGCUUCUCCAGCGUGGCCCGGCCCACCCCCGCCGGCCAGAGGGACCGCACCAUGUGGGGGACGCCCUGCCGGCUGGUCUACAGGCCCUAGCCUUCGAGGAACAGUCCGUCAAACGGCCAGGUCAGCGGAAACGACGGCGGAGAUUCGUUUCAAAGUGUUAUAUUUUUUCAGUUCCGUUCACUUUGUUUUCGUUCGUGUCAGUCUGAUGUGUUUUAAAUGUUAGCAUUGGCCACGAGCCACAAAGUUUUAACAUUGUUGUGCCAUUUCUUCCCUAGAACAGAAUGCUGUUUGGCCUGUUUAUCGAGGCUCUGACGACCACUUUUAGGUUCAUUAGCAUUAGUUUGGGUUCAUUAGCAUUACUUUUGGGUUCAUUAGCAUUACUUUUGGGUUCAUUAGCAUUCCUUUUGGGUUCAUUAGCAUCUUGCUAAUACAACAUUCCAAAGACAGAUUUGUUUUCAUGCAAAUUUUAUAUACAGGGUAUACUUGAAGUUGUACUGCAACUUUUUUAUAUUGGCAUGUUACCCAACGACAUAAACAUCCUGUUUUUGUUCCUUCAGAUGUGAUUGUGACAAAAUUUUCAGGUUUUUCUCAGCCAAAAAUUCAGGCCCGGACAAUCAGGUGAAUUGGACAUAGCCCAGCAUGGAUCCUGAGGUCACUUAACAAUAAAACAUCUUCCCUAUCAUAAUCAGGUAACAGGAUGAGUAAAGUUGGCUCACUGAGCUAGCUAACUAGCUAGUUUGCACUCCAAGUCAUACUUGAUAAGAGCAUCUGCUAAAGUACGCGAUAAUGAAAGUUUUCCUUCCUUCUGGAGCCCUUAAUUGGCGUGGGUGCAGUGUGUUGUUUUGUAUGUUGACUCGCCGCCCAGUACGUCCAAUCGGAAAUUGGUAUUCAAGUCCGUGAAUCACUGGCACACCAAUGGCUGUGGUUUUAGCCAACAGUUAAAAAGACUGGAUGAUACUGUGGUCUGAUUUCUGAUCAAAGUUUAGCCUUAUGAUUGCCUUGAAUUAUAAAAGGCAUCACAAGUUCCUUUUUUAAAAAACUAUUAAAUUGGGCUGUUUUACUAGUAUUUUAACCGUUUUUUUGGCAGGUUUAAGUGGCAUUUUAAAAUGAUAAAAUUAGCUAAAAGGGAAUUGUUCUCACAAAUCAAGUAAUGUAUAUACAUAAUAGGCUAAUAAAGGCAUUAAAAAACUUUUUUAUUCAGCUAGUUAAGUUUACUUUCCAAACCUAAUGAAGUCUGAAUAAGUUGCAAUUUUUAACAUGAAAACAAGUUUGUAUCAUUUUGUAAAUCCAUCUUGGAAAUAAUGCUGUGAAUAGUAGGUUUGAAAGUGUAAAAAUGUUGAAAUUGCUAUGUGACAGCAAUAAAUGUUCUUUUUUAAAGCA
Molecule: messenger RNA, 2724 nt
Organism: Anguilla rostrata (American eel)
Lineage: Eukaryota; Metazoa; Chordata; Actinopteri; Anguilliformes; Anguillidae
Gene: skp2
Product: S-phase kinase-associated protein 2, E3 ubiquitin protein ligase
Exons: 10
Coding region: 256-1434 (392 amino acids)
Biological process (GO): regulation of cell cycle; SCF-dependent proteasomal ubiquitin-dependent protein catabolic process; G2/M transition of mitotic cell cycle
Cellular component (GO): nucleus; cytosol; SCF ubiquitin ligase complex
Molecular function (GO): protein binding
Source: RefSeq, a predicted model, not a curated record